Sphaeramia orbicularis (orbiculate cardinalfish) is the source of this 2979-nucleotide messenger RNA. It is a transcript of the gene cirbpa, whose product is annotated as cold inducible RNA binding protein a. The transcript has 8 exons. The record is from RefSeq and is a predicted model, not a curated record. NCBI's taxonomy places the organism in Eukaryota, Metazoa, Chordata, Actinopteri, Kurtiformes, Apogonidae. Gene Ontology annotation, molecular function: RNA binding. Bases 116 to 694 code for a protein of 192 amino acids.
GAGGAAAUCAGUGCGUAAAGCGGUGAAAACCGAAGUGCGCUCUCCCUCCCUUCGCAUUUGACCUGCAGCUCCGUUCGACAGACAUCAGCGCUGCCAAUAGGAAGAUAGUCUGAAGAUGUCGGACGAAGGGAAACUUUUCAUCGGAGGCCUUAGCUUCGACACCACCGAAGAGUCUCUGGCUGCGGCCUUCGGAAAGUACGGAACCAUCGAGAAAGUGGAUGUGAUUAAAGACAGAGAGACUGGAAGAUCUCGCGGAUUUGGCUUUGUUAAAUAUGAUAACCCAGAAGACGCUAGAGACGCUAUGGACGCCAUGAACGGCAAGAGUCUGGAUGGCAGGCAUAUUCGUGUGGAUGAAGCAGGAAAGGGUGGACGCCCCAGAGGAGGUGGAGGAUUUGGGUCAGGCCAGCGAGGCAGCAGAUUCGGUACCUCAAGAGGUAGAGGCGGAGGCGGGCGUGGUUACUCCAGAGGCGGUGGAGGAUACAAUGGAGAUCGGGGAUAUGGUGACAGGAGUUAUGGUGAAAGAAGCUUUAGCAGUGGAGACAGGAGCUUUGGCGGUGGCCAGUACAGGAGUGGAGGAGGCGGCGGUGGAUAUUCUUCCGGUGGUGGCUACAGAGAGAAUAGGAGUCAGGGUGGAUACAGUGAUCGCUCGUCAUCCUACCGUGAGGGAUAUGACAACUAUGCUACACACGAGUAAACAUCUCCCUGAUUCAAGAUCAUCACUUGGCUGGCUGUAUUUCAAAGAUGCGCUCCUCAAGAAAAAUGUCCACGUGUUAUUGCUGACCUUAGUUUUGUAGUUCUGUUGUAGUAGCUCAAGCAUCUUAAACUUGUAGCCAUGAGUUUUGGUCAUUCCCUAACAAACCAUGUUUAAACAAUAACAGUUCAACACUCUUGCCUUGUUUAAUUGGGCAUCUGCAUUCCUCUAAAAAAAAAAAAGCUAACUAAAAGGCAUCUGUGUAAUCUGAUAUUAAUGUAAUGUCCCAUUUUGGGGAUCCAACAUUGGUUCUCCACAUGGCUUUUCGUUGAACAGCCACUACCAUUGCUGUAGACUUCUGUCCAGCGCGUUAAAGUGUUUGAUUUGAUUACUUAUGUUUUUUUUUUUCUUUUUUACAUCUGAAUAAGUGAUGGGGCUUACUUGUUCGUUUUCUAAUUUCCCCUCUGAAGUCUCUGACCUACCUCCUGCCAGGUUUUAAACUGACUGAGGAACAUCUACACUUAAAUAACGCUUUUCUGGGGGGGAUUUUAUGCUAAAUUCCUUUUUACUAUUAAAACUUAGUUUAGUUGAGGCUCCUGUGUGUUCAAUUUCCCAAAAGAGUGAAUUCCUUUCAGACUGGUGAACUACACAUCCGAAGUGGCCGGCUGUUCAUGAAGUUGCAAAUUGCAGCAUGCUACAGUCUGUCCAAGGUAUCUUCUGUGCUCUGCUCAACAUCUGCAUUUUUAAAUGUGCUGUAAAAUGGACUAAUCUUGUUUAAGUGAUCGAAAAAUGUAACUUCAUUUCCCCAAAGUAUAUUAUCUCAACCGGGAACAGUUUUGUACUUUAUGUUCUUUGUAUGAUCAACAUUUUUUUUUCUUGUCAGUUUGGCUUCAUGGAGCCUAUUAAACAGACUGUGGAAAAUAAUCUUGGUUCCUUUGCCUUUCAAAACUACCACAUGGGGGAGUUUAGCAGAGCGCUUUACUCAUUUCUAUAAUUCUUCGUGAGAACCUGUUUAAAGCACCAGAAUUUACACGUGAAUUGCAUUGGAGGGCAAUUAAUAAUUGGCCAAUCAGAUAAAAUGGAGUGAAAAAGUAAUUGGAUUUAACCUUUGGAGAAAAAAAAAAAUUAACCUGCACUUGAUGUAUCUACCUGCCUGGAUACAGAUUUGAUGGCAAAAUGUUUAAUUCCAAAUUUAUUAUAAAUCCAACUUAAGUAUUGAACCUUUUGAGGUUUGAAUGUAUAAUUACCUAAAAGUUGCACAUGGAAAUGCUGGUAAACAUUAGCUGGUGUCUGGUCAUGUUAAUCCUUCAUUACAUUCAAGUGGUCAGCUACUUCAAAAACCUACAAGUCCUUGGAGAAUGAAGUGUUGCGCCUACCAACAAGUGCUCAUCAGAGAUGAAAGCUGCUCUUGCCUAGGUCAUAUGUGGAGAAAGUAGGCCAAUGCACGUGAGGUAAAAAUCUCCUUUUGCUUUGCUCACAUCCUUCAAACUCAGUUCUCAUUGUUUCCAUGAAUACCUUCAAGUUAGUCGCUGUUUAGUCCUCUGCUUCAGAUGUCGCCUACAAACAUGCCAUGGCCUCUUCCAGAUUUUGCUUCUUAAAGACAUGUUUCUAUGGAGCUCUUGGAUUUUAGAGUCACCUUCUCGAGUCCUCCAAAACAAAGCAGUGCCCUCUGACUCAUGGGUAUUUGUUCUCAGACCACCUCUGUUCACUGCAUUAGUCCUCAAAUUUGCUCCAGUAAUGCCCCACAGCAGUCCUAAUUGACGUAUAAGGUGUCUAGACUGUAUUCAGUUUUUCUUUGCACCCAUAUAUAUGAAUAAGCGGUGAGUUUCAGACUCAUGUAUAGUGUUGCAUGCAUUUUGUUGUGAUUUGUCUUGUCAAGCCAUUAGUGACUAGGCUUAAUCAUCUCCUCUCUUUUUCUUCAGGUUGAGUGGACUGUUGGAGGCUUCACUAGAUGACCUCACAGCAUGAUGUACAUCCAGCCUUAGAAGGCAGAGUGUUGCAGAUGCACUUAUCGGGUUCACCAUGAGGCAGCUGAUAGCAGUGGCUACACAGAAACCCUGAUGCGCCUGCAGACAAAAUAGAGCCAGGAGAUAGAGAAAAAGAUACAGGACAAAAUGAUGGCUCUGUUUAAAGUCCUUGAAAUGUGAAACUUGGACAUAGAAGCAGGCAACCACAUUUUGCUUGAACAAAAGUACAGUGAAACUGAAAUGUAAUGAUUGUGGUUCCAGUUAAAUGUAAUAUGUUUUCUGCCAUUUCAUCAACUGCAGAAAUAAAGUUUUUGGGAAAAC